Antechinus flavipes (yellow-footed antechinus) is the source of this 3927-nucleotide messenger RNA. Its product is annotated as scavenger receptor cysteine-rich type 1 protein M130-like. Gene Ontology annotation, cellular component: membrane. Bases 86 to 3529 code for a protein of 1147 amino acids. The transcript has 17 exons. NCBI's taxonomy places the organism in Eukaryota, Metazoa, Chordata, Mammalia, Dasyuromorphia, Dasyuridae. The record is from RefSeq and is a predicted model, not a curated record.
AAGUGAGACUCUUGCUGCUUGGAGGGAACUGUCAGAGCUCAACUGUGUCCCUUCUUUGUGGGGCUGUGGACAUCACAAAAGAGAGAUGGGCAGAGCCACCAUGUGGCUCCCUGAAUACUCCUGGCACGCAGAACUUGGAAGGCGCCGGGACCCACUGUCCCCCCGGACGGGCGGCCUUUCCCUCCUGCUGCUCAGUGCCUGCUUCCUCAGCAGCUGUGCUGGGGCUCCGGACCCGGAGCUGAGGCUGGUCAACGGAAGCGGCCCCUGUGAAGGCCUGGUGCAGCUGAAGGUGCAGGGCCAGUGGGGGACGCUGUGCAGCAGCCACUGGAGCAGCGAUGAGGUUUCGGUGGUCUGUCAGCAGCUGGGCUGCCCCCUGGCCGCGGGCAGCUCGGCCGGGGUGAACACGAGCGACGCGGCCGGACGCUCGUGGUCGGGCAACGUUUCCUGCCACGGGAACGAGUCGGCCCUGCAGGACUGCAGGCUCGGCCAGUGGCGGCAGCAGCCCUGCGCGCAGGGGCAGGAGAUCCGAGUGAACUGCUCCGAGGGAGCGAACAUGGCCGUGAGGCUGGCCGAUGGCAUGAACCGCUGUACGGGCCGUCUGGAAGUGAAGGUCCAGGGUCAGUGGGGGACGGUGUGCGACGACCUUUGGGGCAAGGAGGACGCGGAGGUCGUGUGCCGCCAGCUGGGCUGCGGAACGGCCUACAACGUGCGGAGGCCCCUGGGUAUCAGCAUUGGCACCGGCCCCAUCUGGAUGGACGACCUCAACUGCUACGGGAACGAGACUGCUCUCUGGGACUGCCGCCAUCGGGGCUGGGGUCAGCACAACUGCAACCACCACGAGGACGUGGGGCUGGUGUGCUCAGAAGGAGCAAACAUGGAGUUGAGACUGGUGGGCGGAACGACAAACUGCUCUGGGCUGGUGGAGGUCCGGUUGCAUGGGGAGUGGGGCCGGGUUUGCGACACCAACUGGAACAUGGAGGCGGCUGCUGUGGUGUGCCGCCAGCUGGGCUGCCCCGCGCCCAAGAAGGCCGUGAGCUGGUUCGACGGCGGCGAGCAGGAGCACAUCUGGUUCGGGAACGUCCGCUGCCACGGCAAUGAAUCUGCCCUCUGGGACUGCGACUACGACAACUGGGGCUGCAGGUCUGACAGCCACGCCAAGGUCAUCUGUUCUGAGAAGGACGAUCUGGAGCUGCGGCUUGUCGGCGGGGGCAGCCCAUGCGCCGGGGCCGUGGAGGUGGAGAUGCAGAAGGUGAUGGGCACCGCGUGCCAGCAAGCCAUCCACAUGGAGGAAGCCGAGGUGAUCUGUAAGCACCUGCAGUGCGGCUCCGCCGUCAGCAUCUCCCAUCAGGAAGGCUUCGAGGAAGUGACCGUCCACAGGGGUCUCACCAAGGUCUCCUGCACUGGGGAGGAGGCCUCCUUUUGGGACUGCAAGACCUGGAGGUGGGGAACACAGUCCUGCGAAACACCGGCAAAGAUCAUCUGUUCAGGCCACAUGCAGCCGUCGCUGGUGGAUGGAGACUUCCAGUGCUCCGGCCGCGUUCAGGUCAAGCACAAAGACCAGCUGGCUUCGGUGUGCGCCCACGACUUCCCCCUGGCCACCGCCCGCGUGCUGUGCCGCGAGCUGGGGUGCGGCUCCCUGACCUCGGUGGUGGAGGCGAGUCGUUUUGGAAAAAGAAGUGGCUCGAUCCUGGACGAAGAGCUCCGGUGUACGGGCAACGAGACCAACCUGUCUCUGUGUCCCAGGGUGCUCCUCCCCGAGGGCAGCUGCUCGGAUGGCAGGGACAUCGGAGUCAUCUGCUCACGGUACAUAGACUCCCAGCUGGUGGAUGGAAACUCUAAAUGUGAGGGCCGAGUGGAAAUUAAGAUCCAAAACAAGUGGGGAGCCCUGUGUGACUCUUCCUGGGACCUGGCUAACGCCAACGUCCUUUGCAACCAGCUCGACUGCGGGGUCGCUCUCUCCAUUCCCAAAGGAGUCUAUCAGGGGAAGGAAGACAACCCUAUCUGGGGGCACAGGUUUCACUGCUCAGGAAUGGAGCACCACUUGGGGGAUUGCCCCGUGAUUGCUCUGGGGGCUCCCUCGUGUUCCCUCACAGCCUCGGUGAUAUGCUCAGGAAACCAGACUAAGCAGUGGGUGCCCUGCAGAGACUCCCAGCACAGCCCGGCCGGGGCCAGGACGCGCCUUCGGAACUCGACCACGUGCUCAGAGAUCCGGGAGAUCCGCCUGGUGGAUGGAGGAGACCGCUGUGCCGGGCGGGUGGAAGUCUACCACCAGGGCGCCUGGGGCACCGUCUGCGACGACUUCUGGGACCUGAACGACGCCCAGGUGGUGUGCAGGCAGCUGGGCUGUGGGGUGGCCUCCAAUGCCACGGUUUUAGCCCACUUUGGACGGGGCUCGGGGCCCAUCUGGCUGGAUGACGUGCAGUGCUCUGGGAACGAAUCCCAGGUGUGGCAGUGUCCUUUUCGAGGCUGGGGUCGACACAACUGUCGUCACAAGGAGGACGCGGGAGUCAUCUGCUCAGGGGUCGUGGACCUGAGGCUGAACAACGGGGCCAGCGCUCAGAACUGCACUGGACGCUUGGAGGUGCUUUACAACGGGAGCUGGGCAAACGUGGGCAGGAGCAAGAUGAAUUCGCUCACCGUGGGGCUGGUGUGUGGGCAGCUGGGCUGCGGAGAUAGCGGGGAGCUGCGCAGCGCUUCCCGCCAGGCGAACUACCAACGCACCUGGGUGAAUGACGUCGAGUGCCCGCAGGGGCCGGCCACCCUCUGGCAGUGCCCGUCCUCGUCCUGGGAAAAGAAGUACCUGAGGACCUCGGACGAGACCUGGAUCACCUGCACAGGGAAGAUUCGUGUUCAAGGGGGAAACUCCUCGUGCUCGGGGCGUGUGGAGGUCUGGCACGGAGGCUCCUGGGGCACGGUGUGUGGGGACUCCUGGGACCUGGCUGACGCCGAGGUGGUGUGCCGCCAGCUGGGCUGCGGUGACCCCCUGGAAGCCCCCUUGGAGGCCGCCUUUGGCCAAGGCAUUGGGCCCGUCUGGCUGAGCAAUGUCCGUUGCCAAGGAAACGAGUCGUCUCUGUGGGACUGCCCUGCGAACCCUUGGGGGCAGGCGGCCUGUGGGCACAAGGAAGAUGCCAGUGUGCACUGCUCCGGUACUUCCAAGACCCCUGGACAUUCUGAAGGACGCAGAGGCUCUGAGGUGUCCUGGAUCUUCUCAGUGCUCGUUGUGGUUCUCCUCCUUUUUGUUCUCUCCUUUUGGGUUUGGACUAAAAGACGGAGGCAGCAAGUCAGAGCCCUUUCCAGCGGAGGGGACCUGAACCGCAUGGACCUGUACCAGAAGGCGGAUUUCAAAUGGAAGGACGACCAAAACUUGCUGAGCAGUGAAGACUCCGGAGGGACACGCCGACCCCUCAGACAGCAGCCCCAGUCUGGUGUCCAGGUCAGAAACUGUUCUCAAUCCCUGGAGAAACCAGACGGACGUCCAGCUCAGGAGGUAGCUGCAGGACACCAAGUCCUUUCAGAUGUUGGUGCAUGAGCCGCUGCCCUUCACUUGGGCCUUUUCCAUUUCCUUCAUCAUCCUGAGCCCUGGAGAGGAGGAGGACGCGGCCACUGCAACUGUCGGCUUCCCUGGGCAAGGGGAGCUGGGAGACCCCUUCCCAGAAGCCCCUGCGUCCUCUUCUGUCCGAGGAUGGCUCCGGUGACCUAAGGCACAUCAGUUCCCUGCUCUUUGGACAACAGAGCUCACGGUUGGAGCAGCGACAGUUGCUGUUUAUAGACUAUAAAAAUCAUCGGCCUUGUAGCCCCGGGACCUUUAGGGUCGUUGGCCAUUUGGGGGCAAAGAGGCUGAAUUGUUUUAGACAUGGGGAGCAGAGUCACAAUCAAAUCAAAUUUCUUGAUAACUAUUUACAUGUAAAUAAAUGGGUUCCAAUGAGA